GUCCCCCCCAGCCUUGCGCCCUGCGUUGCCGGGGUAGGCUCCGGUUUGCCACGUCCCCACUCGGGACGAGCUGUUUCAGACUCUCGUGUCUGUGUGUGUGUAUCUCAUCCAUCUACCUAUCGACAGUCGAUUACUUUCGUUCGACGGUCUCGGCACUCUACUGGAUGCCUUUUUCCCUGUGGGCGAACAUGGCGGAGAAGGAAGGAGAACGAACAGCGCGAGACAGCGUGCUUCACAACGACAGCUACCAGAAAACAUGCAUAUUUUGCAAGAUUGUAAACAAAGAAGUAAAAUCAGAUUUGCUGCACUAUGAUGAAGAUCUUUCUUGUUUUCGAGAUAUAAAACCGGGCGCCCCACACCACUACCUGGUGGUUCCCAGCAGACACAUGGGAAACUGCAAAUCCCUGCGGCAGGAGCACGUGCAGCUGGUGGAGAAGAUGGUGGAAUUGGGGAAGACCAUGCUGAAGAACAAUAACGUAAUGGACCUUGAGGAUGUCAGGCUGGGAUUCCACUGGCCGCCGUUUUGCUCUGUCACACACCUGCACCUGCACGUGCUGGCGCCUGCCAGCCAGAUGGGCUUCAUGUCCCGCCUUGUCUACAGACCAGAUUCAUACUGGUUCAUCACGGCUGAUCAACUGAUCCAGCGGCUGAACUCCAUGAGCAGCGAUUCAGCGCAGUGAGGGCCAUUGGACAGAGCCGACUGAGCCUGAAUCUGACUCCAUCUAAACACUGAAUAUUUUCAUUUUCAACUCAAUGCACUUUUCAGACUGUAAUCACUUAACUACUGAAAUUGGUUAUGAUGGAUUCCUGUUUACAAAGGUCUGGAAAUCAACUCAAAAUGAAGAAUAACCAAGUACAUUAUUGUCCAGUGACUGCAGCUCAUUACAGUUACACUCUUUGACCUGAAUCAUUAACAUACAUGUCAGAAGUGUGAAAAAUCUGCAGGUCCUGUGUCAUUGUUCAAUUUAAACUGGAAUUAUAACUCCCUGGAUUUACCCCAAUGACCUUUACAUUUGGCUCAGUUGUGCGAGUUACUGAGGGUGCUAAAAGUCAUAUGCUGAACUAAUUGAGAUUCAAAGCUAUUUGCCAUUGAGAUAUUCAAUGUUAAAUACUAUAAUGAAACUGCAGUGUCUGUCCUGCCAGACACUGCACAGUUAUGAUAAGACUGAGAUUUAUAGACAAUGUUUUACAGCACUCUGUCACCAGUGGAUCAUUGCAUGGACAAAUUUGUGGCAUAUAAGUAGUUAACAUACAAGCCAGUGAUGCUUAGGAGCAUUAAUGCAUUGUGUAAAGUGGCUUGAUGUUUUUAACUUGACUGUGGUUUCUAAUUCCUUGCUUGUGCAUUGAAGAUGAUUUUCUGCUACUGAAAUAAAUAUUGUAUAAAUACUCAGUAUACAAUUGGUGUAAUGGAACUGUUCUGUUCCGGUUCCCCGUAUAGUAUUCUGAUCCUUGGAAGAUUAUGUGAACUAAGAUCUCAGCAUUAACAAAUUUCAAUGAUGUUACUGUUUAACAUGGAAAAAUAUGUUUGGAUGAAGUUUUUAUUCACAAUCCAUUUAUUUUUUAUUAUUACAAAAUCCAUUUACUCAUUCUUCCAUCUAUCAGUUCAAUUCAUUUUAUAGAGUGCUCUUCUCAUGCAGUGACACAGAGUGCUUGAACUUAGACAUAAGGAAAAUAUCCAUUUUCCAUAACUUCUUAUUCAGUGCAGAGUCCAGAUAGAAUGACAGAAAAUUAACAGCUUUCAUUUCUGUAAUCCAAAAACAUUAAUUUUUAUUUAAUAACAAGUAGCGUGUGAACAAUGACAGCUAUUGUAACAGUCUAGCAGUACAGCUGUUGGGUUAUAUAUGCAAAAGAAAACAACAGCUUUCCUGGCAGCCCACUGCUUAUUAGUACAAGUGUGGACUGAGGAACCCUGGCCCCAGCUGUUAAAAUAUGUCACAAUCCUCAGCUACAACUUGAGUUCCUUGACUUGUUGUAUGUAUAACAGGUAGUGGCCAUUAUAUGAAAAUUGAAAGCACAUGAUUUCAGCAUCAUAGCAAAACACCAUUUGCUUUACGUUGAGCCUGAGUCUCUGUUUUCUAGUAUAAAAUCAGUUAUGUUUGUGUGUUCCUAUUAUCACUUCAACCAUUUAUAAAAUAUACCUUUGAUGACUAGUUUGAUUUUGUUACAAACCCAUUAAACCUGAAUUUGCAGAAGGUUAAGCUUAAGCAGGAGUUUCAUCACAAAGCACAAUGGACCUUAAGCUGUCAGGCAGAAAGCAGUACCAUUCAAUACACCAAACUCCACUCACUACAGUGGAACACCAGUCACACAGCUGUCAUGGUUAGAAGUUUAAACUCCACUUACAAGUGUAACUGUUCAUACACAGUUGUAAAUGUGCAGAAACCAGUAAUGCACUUUGAAUCUUUACAAUGCCGCUUGAAAGUAUGUGAACUCUACAGGGAUGC
This is a messenger RNA of Scleropages formosus (Asian bonytongue), 2444 nucleotides long. RefSeq names its product histidine triad nucleotide-binding protein 3-like. Gene Ontology annotation, molecular function: catalytic activity. The coding region runs from base 165 to 680 and encodes 171 amino acids. The record is from RefSeq and is a predicted model, not a curated record. The transcript is spliced from 5 exons. Lineage: Eukaryota; Metazoa; Chordata; Actinopteri; Osteoglossiformes; Osteoglossidae.